This is a messenger RNA of Xenopus laevis (African clawed frog), 1869 nucleotides long. It is a transcript of the gene vps26a.L, whose product is annotated as VPS26 retromer complex component A L homeolog. NCBI's taxonomy places the organism in Eukaryota, Metazoa, Chordata, Amphibia, Anura, Pipidae. The coding region runs from base 65 to 1045 and encodes 326 amino acids. The transcript is spliced from 9 exons. Gene Ontology annotation, biological process: intracellular protein transport. The record is from RefSeq and is marked provisional. Gene Ontology annotation, cellular component: endosome membrane; cytoplasm; early endosome.
GGCGGCGGGUGGAGUCGCGAUAGGUCGGUGCUGAGGGUCCCUGUCUGGUGUGUGGCAAAGAAAGAUGAGUUUUCUGAGUGGUUUCUUUGGUCCCAUUUGCGAGAUAGAAGUUGUGCUGAAUGACGCGGAGACCAGGAAAGUUUCAGAGAUUAAAACUGAAGAAGGCAAAGUAGAGAAACACUUCUUGUUCUAUGAUGGCGAGUCAGUAGCUGGAAAGGUCAACAUUGUCUUCAAGCAGCCCGGUAAAAGAUUAGAGCAUCAUGGAAUCCGCAUUGAGUUUGUUGGACAGAUCGAACUUUUCAAUGACAAAAGCAACACACAUGAAUUUGUCAACCUAGUGAAGGAGUUGGCCUUACCUGGAGAGCUGACUCAGAGUAGAAAUUAUGAUUUUGAAUUUAUGCAAGUGGAGAAACCAUAUGAAUCGUACAUUGGGUCGAAUGUGAGGCUGAGAUAUUUCCUUAAAGUGACAAUAGUACGGCGUCUUACCGAUCUGGUUAAAGAAUAUGACCUUAUCGUUCACCAGCUGGCUACCUACCCUGAUGUGAAUAACUCCAUCAAAAUGGAAGUUGGGAUAGAGGAUUGCUUGCAUAUAGAAUUUGAAUACAACAAAUCAAAGUACCAUUUGAAAGAUGUCAUUGUUGGAAAAAUCUACUUUCUUUUGGUCAGAAUAAAAAUCCAGCACAUGGAGUUGCAGUUAAUAAAAAAAGAGAUCACUGGAAUAGGCCCUAGCACUACGACUGAAACCGAAACCGUUGCAAAAUAUGAAAUCAUGGAUGGAGCACCAGUCAAAGGUGAAUCUAUUCCGAUUCGGCUGUUCAUCGCAGGGUACGAUCCAACACCAACAAUGAGAGACGUCAACAAAAAGUUUUCUGUCAGAUAUUUUUUAAACCUGGUUCUCGUGGAUGAAGAAGACAGAAGAUAUUUCAAACAACAGGAGAUCGUCUUGUGGAGAAAAGCUCCCGAAAAGAUCAAGAAAAGAACCAAUUUCCAUCAACGGUUUGAGCCCCAGGAACCACAAGCAUCAGCUGAAGAGCCAGAGAUCUAAUUGUGCAUUUCCUGAGCAGAUGAAGGAUGGAAGCAGAAAUCUAAAGGCCAAACCUCCCAUCAGAUAGUCUUCCUUCAUCUGGCGCUGCUGCAUAAAUGUACCACACUAAACACUCUGGGGGUCUGUAUGUAAUUCCACAUGUACAUAUAUAAAUAUCGAGUGCUUUUGCUGAAAAACACUGGACCUUUCUCAGACUAGCGUUUUAUAACUCGUUUCAUUUUAAUUUUCAGGUUAUGACAUGGCACAUGCAUUAAGCUCAAACUCUUUCGCUUCAUUUUUUCUUUUUGUUGGUGCAUGUCAGGCUGGUGUAAAUGGAAAAUUAAAAGCCUUUCCCCUAAUACUGUUGGUGUCUGCUAAACUUGUUUCUUAUAUUUAGUUUGGGAUUUCUAAAAUCAGGCAGAUAAUAAUAUAAGUUGUCCCCAAAUCCUUCGGUUUCACCUUAAAAACGAGGCUGUUAUUAAACAUUGGAAGCUGUGUUUAUGUGUGGAUUUUAUCUGACACUUCUCUAAGAUGUUUCCCCGCGUCUGUCUCUAUCUGUAUGCCAAAUGGUUACAUUGUCAAUGUUUUUUAUAUACCGUGAGACAAACACAUUUGCAACGUAGCUAAUAUAAAGAGCUGACCUAAUAUUCAGAGUAUAAUUAAAUAAGGAAAGAUUAUUCCAUUUUUUUUUUAUUUCCUUGGUUUUGUUCCCUUUCACAUAAUGGUAACAUAGACGAUUCUAAUUUGCGAUGUAUAUAAAUUGCUUUAUUAUAUUGUAAAAGUAUUUUAUAUACCCAGUUUUGGGGAGAGAAAUACUGAUAAAAAAUAAAAUCUUAUGAACCGUA